AUGUCGACAGAAGAUACACACAGACUGAUUGCUCAACUCAAAGAUCUACAUGAUCGGGCUCCCUCUGACACAGCUCUUCGUAAUGAGCUCUACAAUGCUCUAAUUCGAGCCACAGCAGCAAUUGAAAGCCCUCUGGACACUGUGCGGCGCCUUUCAUUCGCUCCACUCCAACUCAGUGUAGCCAAAAUAGCUGUGGACUUGAACCUCUUCGAGAUAAUUGUCAAUCAAGAUGGCCCUGCUGAUGUGGCUAAACUUGCCCAAGCGACAAAAGCAGAAGGUCUUCUCCUUCGUCGUAUCCUCCGUUAUAUGGCAUCAUUUGACAUGAUAGCGGAGUCAAACCCCGAUAGCUUCAAGGCAUCUACCAAGACAAAAUCUCUCGCCACUCCGGGAUUCCAAGCGGCAAUCAAGCACCAGUUGAGUUGGCCCCAGCGUCCAACAUAUCUUGUUGAUACGGUGAUUAACACGAUACGAUUUAGUUUCGAGGCCCAGUUGCCUGCUUGGGUCGCCAUGCCACAGUUCUUGCAGGACACGAAUUAUCAGAACCCGAUCGAUCCCCGGCAUACAGCAUUUCAGCAGGCACACGCCACUCCAUUGGCUGCAUUUGAAUUCGCGAUGACCCGACCAGAGUUGUUCGCUGAUUUCAGUAAGUGGAUGGCAUUGCAACGCCACGACCAACCAACCUGGCUCGAUGUCUUCCCGAUUGAGCGAAUCUCGCAGGCGGCAAAAACAAUGGAAUUGUCUCAGCCAGUGUUUAUUGAUGUUGGGGGCGGCGUGGGCCACCAAUGCAAGGCCCUAGUGCAGCGAUUGCCGGAAUUGAGUUGCCGCGUAAGACUGCAAGAUCUCCAGCCAGUGGUGGAGCGUGCUAUUCCAGGAACGGGUGUCGAAGUCCAAGCUUACGACUUUUGGACCCCUCAACCUUGUCUCAAUGCGGCUUUCUACUAUCUUCGUAACGUGCUGCAUGAUUACCCCGAUGAACGUUGCCGGGUGCUUCUUGAGCAGCAGUUACCUGCUUUGGGAACCAACUCGGUUUUGCUGAUUGAUGAAAUGAUCGUUCCAUCGGUCGGUGCGUCGCGUCAUGGGGUUGAGUUAGACAUUGCCAUGAUGGCGAGCUUGGCUGCUAUAGAACGUACUGAGGGGCAAUGGGCUGACCUCUUUCGGUCUGCGGGCCUGUGUAUUGUGGAGACUUUCUGUUAUGAUCCACAGAUGGGGCAAAGUCUUAUGGUAGUAGUCCCACAGACACAAUGA
Penicillium pulvis is the source of this 1245-nucleotide messenger RNA. RefSeq names its product S-adenosyl-L-methionine-dependent methyltransferase. The transcript is spliced from 3 exons. The record is from RefSeq and is a predicted model, not a curated record. Lineage: Eukaryota; Fungi; Ascomycota; Eurotiomycetes; Eurotiales; Aspergillaceae. Gene Ontology annotation, molecular function: O-methyltransferase activity. The coding region runs from base 1 to 1245 and encodes 414 amino acids.